Messenger RNA from Gilbertella persicaria, 1393 nucleotides. RefSeq names its product Septin-domain-containing protein. The coding region runs from base 52 to 1173 and encodes 373 amino acids. The transcript is spliced from 7 exons. Gene Ontology annotation, cellular component: microtubule cytoskeleton; septin ring; cell division site. The record is from RefSeq and is a predicted model, not a curated record. Gene Ontology annotation, molecular function: GTPase activity; molecular adaptor activity; GTP binding. Lineage: Eukaryota; Fungi; Mucoromycota; Mucoromycetes; Mucorales; Choanephoraceae. Gene Ontology annotation, biological process: cytoskeleton-dependent cytokinesis.
UUUUUUUUUUCUACUUUGCCUUCUUGACUAUUUCCCUUCUUCUUUCUCUUUAUGAUUAUGAACGAUCAAACAAGUGCUAGUGGCAUGACUGUGAUCCACAAAAAACUCCAAGGUUACGUUGGCUUUGCCAAUUUGCCUAAUCAGGUGCACAGAAAAUCAGUAAAAACUGGAUUUCAGUUUACCUGUAUGGUAGUUGGUGAAUCUGGUUUAGGCAAAUCUACAUUGGUCAAUACCUUGUUUCAUUCUCAGCUAUACCCAACAAAGGAACUACCGGAAUUGACGACAGAAGUUUCACAGACAGUGGAGAUCAAAUCUAUCACAUCAGACAUUGAAGAAAACGGUGUUAAAUUGAGAUUGACUGUGGUUGAUACACCAGGUUUUGGUGAUUUUGUUAAUAAUGAAGAAAGUUGGAGGCCUAUCUUGGACAACAUUGAAUCAAGAUUUGAUGCUUAUCUUGAGCAAGAAAAUCGUGUGAAUCGUCGUCGUAUGGUGGAUAACCGUAUUCAUGCCUGUCUUUACUUUAUUGCACCCACAGGCCAUGCCUUGAAGCCCUUGGAUAUCGAAUUCAUGCGUCGUCUUCAUACCCGCGUCAAUUUGAUUCCUGUGAUUGCCAAGGCAGAUACAUUGACAGAAGAAGAAGUUGCUGCCUUUAAGGAGCGCAUUUUGGCUGACAUUGCUUAUCAUAAAAUUCAAAUCUAUCAAGCUCCUGUGUACGAAUACGACGAUCAAGAAACCAUUGCAGAAAACAAGGAAAUCAUGUCCAAGAUUCCAUUUGCUGUUGUUGGUUCUGACAAGGAAUUCGAAAUUGACGGUGGUCGUCGUGUGCGUGGUCGUAAAUAUCCUUGGGGUGUAAUUGAGGUUGAUAACGAAGAACACUGUGAUUUUGUUAAGCUUCGACAAAUGUUGAUCCGUACACAUAUGGAAGAAUUAAAAGAAUAUACCAAUGAUGUCCUUUACGAAAAUUAUCGUACUGAGAAACUAGCUGCGAUGGGCAUUCAACAAGAUUCUUCUGUAUUUAAGGAAGUCAAUCCUACACAAAAGAUGGAAGAAGAAAGGUUUGCUCAUGAACAGAAACUAAGUAAAAUGGAAGCAGAAAUGAGAGCUGUAUUCCAAGCUAAAGUUGCAGAAAAAGAAGCAAAAUUGAAGCAAUCAGAAGUUGAGGUAAAGCAAUAAUAUCUGGAUGAAGAUAAUUAACUUUGAUCAAGUUAUAUGCACGUCAUAAGGAAAUGAAAGAGGCGCUUGAUAAACAACUGGUUGAUUUAGAAGAAAGGAAACAUCGCUUAGAAUUAGGUAGACCCAUGACAUCUGAAAAGUCAAAGAAAAAAGGCUUUUCUUUCAAUAAAUAAUGUAUCUUUAUGAUACGAAAACUGUUUACGCAUUAAACAAUAUCAAG